AAAAAUAAGAUGAGUUCACCGGAAUUAAUGAGCCCAGAAGGCUCUCAAACCUCGUCAUCGUCUAGACGAAGCAAUUUUGGAACUCCUACGGCGCGUAAACAGGCACUACGAAGUGUUUUAGAUAAAACACAAAGCUUACAAAAUCAUGCUAAUUCGAAUGCAACACUUGGAAUCUUGGAAAAUGUUUUCCAGGAAGCAGAUCAAAUUCAUGAUGACAUUUCUAUGGAGGAAAAAAUCAGCAAUCAGGAUGAAGUGGUGAUGGACUCGGAAUUGAUGAGCGUGUCGUCAAAAGUCAUAAAGUCUUGCACCCAAGUCCUGACCAAGGAGUACAACACGUUCAGCAGCAUGGAGUUUGCUCAUAAAUUGAUGGAGUACGUCCAGCAAUUGCCGGACACGACGGUCGCGGAUGUCAACUGGUCGAUGCUGCGGAAGGAUGUUCCGGCGUUCAAAGCCACCGCGACUUACGUGAACCUGCUGAACAAGAUAAUGCGCGUCGGUGAGAGGAGAAACAAGCGCGACAAGAACGGCAGCGGCGACAACAGUUUGAAUGACAGCGGAAGCAACGACGAAGCAAGACCCAAGGGCUCGGUUAAGACUGAAAAUAUACUGAGCAGCCAGAGGCGCAAUGCCUACGCCGAACAGCAUGCCGCGAAAAUGAAUCGCACGAGAUUGAACGACCCGAAUGUGACCACCACGCGUCCCGAUAACGUUAUCCAAGUCGAGGGCGACGCUGACAACGACGGCAACAAACCGAUUCUUGAUAAUCUUCGCAAGCUCAUCAGGAAAGUUUAUAAAGACAACGGGAAGCAGCAGCCUAUUGAUUAUUUCAAGCUCAUCCUCGAUCCCGGUGACUUUGGAAAAACCAUUGAAAAUAUGCUCCACGUCGCUUUCCUCGCCAAAGACGGAUUCAUUCGAUUUAGAACUGACGGAGGUGAAAAUUUGACCAUCAUCCCUUCAACCAAAGCUCAGAUAGAAGAAUACGAGGCUAACAAAAAUUGCGUAGCUCAUCACCAAAAUGUGCAUUAUUUAGACAUGGAAACCUGGCGGGCAUUGAAGGACAAGUACCGUGUCUCUCGUCCAAUGAUUGACUUCGACUGA
Messenger RNA from Cotesia congregata, 1098 nucleotides. The record is from the annotation of a GenBank genome assembly. Lineage: Eukaryota; Metazoa; Arthropoda; Insecta; Hymenoptera; Braconidae.